UCUCCGUAUGUGGACGGAGGAAAAUUCAGUGAGAUGAGCCAGAAAAUGGCCAAGGAGGGCCCCCGCCUCUCCAAAAACCAGAAGUUCUCAGAGCACUUCAGCAUCCACUGCUGCCCCCCGUUCACCUUCCUCAACUCCAAGCGCGAGAUCGUGGACCGCAAGUACAGCCUCUGCAAGAGCGGCUGCUUCUACCAGAAGAAGGAGGAGGACUGGAUCUGCUGCGCCUGCCAGAAGACCAGAUUGAAGCGAAGAAGCAAGCCGGCCCCCAGAAGGAAGUAACAGAGCCAUUUCUAGUGCAUGGAUGGCUUCAGCCUUGGGUCUCCCCGCAUCGCAGCCCAUCUGCUCCUGGAAGAGUCAUCUGGCUUCGAGAAUGAGGCAGGAACCGACACCUGCUGAUGCGGCCCACCAUACCCAUGGCCUGGAAACCUCAGGGCAGCCUGCCUGGAGCACCACGCAGAUACCACCUCCUCAUCUCCUGCUAUAAUUGCGAAUAAGAAAUCUGCUGUCAAUCGUCUUGUCUGUCUAUUGACUGAAGUUGCUUCAAUACUGAAGAUUUAUGUGCCAAAAAAAAAAAAAAAAACCCAAACUAAAACAAAAAACCAAAAGCAAAAACCAAACAAAUUAAUGCGCCACCACCCAUCAAAAGUGGCAAAAUAAAGAAAAAGAAAAGAAUGUUCAAGUGUUGGCAAGGAUUGUGAGAAGAAAUACUCCUGAAUUAUUGAUGAGAAUUUCUAGAUAAUAACCUUGGGUUCUAACAGGGGGGGAGGGAAUACUAGCAGAGUAGAAGAUGAUAUAACCUCUAAUCACGCCAUUAUGGUCUCAACAAUUGAUCCUCGAGAAACUUACUCUUUUAGAUUAUGAGUAUCUAUCUACCUAUCUGCCUAUCUGUCUAUCGAUCCAUCCGUCUAUCUAUCUUUCUGUAUUCAAUGUGUUAUGUCUUGCCAUUGUAAAAAGGGAGGGAAAGGAAGGCAGAAAGCAAUGAACAUGAAAAGCAGGUAGAUAGUGGGUGUUCAAUACAAUGCAAGUCCCCUGUAUAUAAAUCUUAGCAACCCACCACCAUAUUCUGUGGAGUUGUGCUCACAGCUGGAAAUCUCACACUGUCUCUGUCAUGUUUUAGAAAUUUUUCUUUAAAAAAAAAAUGACAACGCAAUAAAAGAAUAUCCACCCCCCCCCCAAAAAAAGUGUAUCCCCUUUGGAACUCAAAAAGAUGAGCCGUGAUGUGUGCUUUAAAGAAAUAACUGGCACUAAAAGCUACCUAGGGGCUGGGCACUGGGCUG
Molecule: messenger RNA, 1277 nt
Organism: Perognathus longimembris pacificus (Pacific pocket mouse)
Lineage: Eukaryota; Metazoa; Chordata; Mammalia; Rodentia; Heteromyidae
Gene: Mobp
Product: myelin associated oligodendrocyte basic protein
Exons: 5
Coding region: 34-279 (81 amino acids)
Cellular component (GO): cortical actin cytoskeleton
Molecular function (GO): actin binding; myosin binding
Source: RefSeq, a predicted model, not a curated record